Messenger RNA from Gossypium arboreum, 1197 nucleotides. RefSeq lists its product as uncharacterized. The transcript has a single exon. The record is from RefSeq and is a predicted model, not a curated record. The coding region runs from base 1 to 954 and encodes 317 amino acids. NCBI's taxonomy places the organism in Eukaryota, Viridiplantae, Streptophyta, Magnoliopsida, Malvales, Malvaceae. Gene Ontology annotation, molecular function: phosphoprotein phosphatase activity.
AUGAUUAAUCUCCAUCGCCCUUUCAUAAUCCACAGCCCUGAAAUGGUUUCCAAGAUUAUCAAGAAACGAACUCCGCCACGAUCCAUCAAGCGCCACCGCCACCACCACCGGAGAAAGACUUCUCCGGUGAAGAAGAAUGGUUCGUUCUCCGUCAUUGCCUCCCUCAACAAGUCCAUCAAGACUUGCCGUCGUCGCAUCGUGAGGCUUUUCUCGAGGUUAGCCCAUAUAGCAACCCCUUCCACCGCCGCCAAACGCUACCGCAAUGGCUUCCAACUCCUCAAGCAAGAAGAAAACGAAGAGCAAGAAGAGUUCUGUGGGUUCGAAAGCAAUUUCAUCGUUCCUCGUGCUUUAGUGUUCGAGCGGUGCUUGCUUCCACCGUUGAUUUCCAAGACGAAAAAGACGAUCUUUCUUGACUUGGACGAGACCCUGGUGCAUUCUAGCCCCGACCCUCCUCCCGAAACGUACGAUUUCGUCGUACGGCCGAGCAUUGAAGGCCAGGUCAUGAACUUCUACGUGUCGAAACGGCCCGGCGUCGAUUUUUUCCUGGAAGAAAUAAGCAAGAAACACGAAGUGGUGGUUUUCACGGCGGGGCUCAAGCAAUAUGCUUCCCAGGUCUUGGAUAAGCUCGACCCGAAGGGCUUAAUAUCCCACCGGCUUUAUCGGGAUUCUUGCAAGGAACUGAACGGGAAGUUCGUUAAAGACUUGUCUGAAAUGGGGAGGGAUUUAGGGAGAAUUGUCAUCGUCGACGAUAACCCAAACGCUUACUCUCUGCAACCAGAGAACGCCGUCCCUAUACGACCAUUUGUGGAGGAUAGUCACGAUAGGGAGCUGGAGAAAUUGGUGCAAUUCUUUCAGUGGUGUGAACGGUUCGAGGAUAUGAGAGUAGCGGUCAAGCAGUAUUUCAACGGUGGCGGCGCUGCUGAUGAUUAUGGCUUUGUGCAGUUGAAGCUAUGACUCUUGCAGUCUUGCUCUGCUCAUAACGGUGGUUCAAUUCUUUUUUUUUUCUUUCUUGUUUUCGUUUUUGAACAAUAGAUUUUGUUCAAGUUAGAAAAAAAAAAAAAAACCCAAAAGGCCUGCAUUAUGAUUAGAUCGAAUUCCACGUCUUCAUUGUUAUAUUCUCUUCUCUUUCUUUUUUCUUUUCCCAGAUUUUUCAUGUAAGAUUUAAAGAUCUAUAACUAGUUUCAAACUUUCAAAGCA